Messenger RNA from Drosophila elegans, 1884 nucleotides. RefSeq lists its product as uncharacterized. Bases 1408 to 1650 code for a protein of 80 amino acids. The transcript is spliced from 3 exons. Gene Ontology annotation, molecular function: protein binding. The record is from RefSeq and is a predicted model, not a curated record. NCBI's taxonomy places the organism in Eukaryota, Metazoa, Arthropoda, Insecta, Diptera, Drosophilidae.
AGCAUCUCAGUAUUGAGCGGUACGUGAACCAAUUGACAGCGAUCGUCGAGGAGGAGACUUUUUAGUGGCUGCAUAAAUACAUGAAUAAUUCAAACUCAAAAAACCCCAGCGGCAACAACAAGUUGGACGGCGACAACGUGACCUGCCUGUAGAGUUAUCGAUCAAACGACCGACCCGACCGAUCCACCGAUCUUCCGAUCUGAUCUACCCAUUCGAUUUUGGUGCCCUGCCCCGUUCAUCUGGCGUAUCUGACGUAUUCCAGUCCAGCUAACAGCAGCAGAAGCAGCAGCCGCAGCCACAAUACAAAGUUACCAAUACCCAAUACCCAGUACCCAGUACCCAAUAACCAAUACCCAAGAAAAAAAAACACACAAUAAAACAAUCAGAAAUCAGAAACAACUACAGGCGAAAUGUGCGGAGAAACAAAAAGAAAAUUGAAGACGACGACACGAGCGUAAAUCUUUUUAGCAUGAAAAAAUUCUAUAAAACUAACAGGCACUGUGUGGUCGGACAUCAUUCGUGCGCUACGACGGCAGACGACAGCCGCAGAUACAGAUACGGAUACAGAUACAGAUACCGAUACUGAGAUACAGAUAGCCGGUCGGACGGACAGGCCCUGAUUCUGAUUGAUUGAUUGCCGGGCCCCAACUCCAACUCCUGCCCAAAACCAAAGCAAACCCCAUAGCCAAACCCAAACUCGAAACUGAAAUUGAAAAUCAAAGUGCUGUGCAGCCCAGUAUCUGCAACAGCAACAGCAACAGCAUCGUCAUCGUCAUCGUCAUUGUCUAACAGCGGUCAGCGGUCAGCUUCCCAGCGGACAACGUCCAGUCGCCAAGCCAUCAAUCAGUCACCGCGUCAGUUAGUCAGUUAGUCAAUCGAAUCGAAAUCGGAAUCGGAAUCGCCCACCCGACUUCUACUUCUGGCUGGAGCUGGAACUGAAACUGGAGGAUAUCUUUGGUCGGCGCUUUAGUUUCAGUUCGCAUUUGGACGCGUGCUGUGCGGCCUCGCCGAUACAGAGAGUCGGAUCGGAGAACGCAAUUCUGAAUUCAAAACUCUGAAUCUGAAUCUGAACCUGAAGCAUAAUCGAAGUCACUAUCAGAAUCGUGCGCGUAUUAAUCUAUAAACGUAUCAAGAACCAAAACACUGGAGCACACACGUGUCUGAAGUUCAGUGACAAGCCCCAAAUCAAGCGUCUAUUCUAUAUUCUAUAUUCGAUUGAAUAUAUAUAUGGUACAAACCGUGAAAUCGUAAAACACUUUUAAUCAACUCGAAACCAAGCGCUGGCACGGCAUAAUUAAUUCGUCUGACCCGCAAAGUUCACGCCGAGCAAAUACGGUUGUGCGAAGUGUGCUCGAUAAAGUGCGAAAUAUCCCAGCCAAUCGCAAAUCUAAACUAACUAGUAACAACAUGAAGCUGAUUGCAGUAUUGUUGGCAGUGGCGCUGUUUGCCCUCUCGCUGGUCCAGUGCCUCAGCCUGCCCGAUCCCAGCACCAAGUGCGGCAUGGAGUGCGACACGCAGGAGUACGGAGCGAUUUGUGCCGCGGACGACAAGGGCAGCACCAAGACCUAUCGAAAUCUAUGCAUUAUGAAAACGGAGAAUUGCCUGCAGAACGCAAACUUUCAAAAGAUCAGCGAAAAGGAGUGUCCGUAGAGCUAUGGAUUCAUCCCUCUGUAGUCCAGCAGAAAAAACUUAAUCAUGGAGGAGAACGAGUGUACGCGGUUUGGCCUGCUGGAGGGCUCUUCUUUCUCGCGUGGUAUUUGUGUGUGAUAUUUUUAAGUUGUACUUCAGCGGAAUACAGAACACGCCCCGAACGUAAUGCAUAACGAUAAUGUAUUCUAUAAUUAUUAAUAAUAAAUAUUAAAUAAAGUAAUCGUAACACGCAAA